Messenger RNA from Gasterosteus aculeatus aculeatus (three-spined stickleback), 8548 nucleotides. RefSeq names its product protein tyrosine phosphatase, non-receptor type 23, a (gene ptpn23a). Gene Ontology annotation, biological process: protein transport to vacuole involved in ubiquitin-dependent protein catabolic process via the multivesicular body sorting pathway; endocytic recycling; protein dephosphorylation. Gene Ontology annotation, molecular function: protein binding; protein tyrosine phosphatase activity. Lineage: Eukaryota; Metazoa; Chordata; Actinopteri; Perciformes; Gasterosteidae. The record is from RefSeq and is a predicted model, not a curated record. Gene Ontology annotation, cellular component: endosome.
AGUUUGCAGCUGUGUCCUGAGAAGGCCUCGUUCUCGAUCUCAUAGACGCUUCGAUACAAGGGACUUCUGUUCAUGGCCUUGGUUCAUAUCUUACUUGCUUCUCGUACCUGGCACUGAGGAUAGACUUCACAUGUGCAUAAAAACUCAGCGCUUUUACUGCUCAGAGACGCCAUUUACACCGAACGCUGAAAUACGUGCUUUUGUGUUCGACCUCCUGCUUGCAAGCAAUAGUUAGAGCCAGAUAUCUGCGGAGAGUUGCUCAUGUAAUCUUUUUCUCUUCUAAAUAAAUGUUAACUUUUUUACUUUAUUUUGAUCAACGUGUUGUGAUCCUUAUUCAUAUGAGUAAUGUUAUCGUAGUAUACUUGCCUCGAAAUGGCGAUGUCAAUUGAGUAGCUACUAAGUAUUUAUGAUGUCUGGUAAAGUCUCGGGUGAUUGUGACGUGACUUAUUUGUGAAUUAGCCUGUCAUUUGUGUUUUGUUUUUAGUUUUUUAUUUGAGGAUCAAAAAUGGCGGCGAAGGGACAAGUGUAAAGCGGGGCGGAUUGGAGCUGCGGUCUUCCGGUUGGACUCAAAAUAAAACAAAAGCUCAAAUUCCCUAUCUGAUGUGUUUUAGGUGAAAAUACUCGGGUUCUUUUCGCUUAGAAGUCCAAAUGUUUACGUGAGGAGGUUAAUUUUGUUUCAUCUUGCGCUUCCCACAGGCUUUCCUUUCACACAACAAACGAUGAUGUUUACUCAUUCUGUGUUUAAAAGGAAGUACGUUUAUUUUGAAGGUGACAGCAGCAAAACGCGUAUGUGCAGAACUGAUUGCAUUACUCCAAACUUUUGGAGAAUAUUAAAUAUUUUCAGAAAAGUCCAUUUUUGAAAUUCAAGACCAUUUUCCUGACCGUUUGUUUGAUUAAAUAAACAUACUGAAUAUCAGGAAUCAGGAACAUUUAUUGCCAAAAUAUGUUAGACAUACAAGGAACUGUGAAAUUCAUAUACGAGAGUAUGACAAAGUGUUGAAACCACACAUUUCAUGGCCUUAUAAUAAUGCAGUUUUUAGUGUUUUUUGCAGUUGCUGCAGAGGAUUUUGCAAAGAGAAAAAAGUGAAUCAUAAUAUCUGCAUCUGCAAAACUGUUUGUCCCUCCCUCACUGAGAGCAAAACACUCAACAAGAUCACGACUGUUUGCUGUCCUUCUCCAAAAUGAUGGAACGAGCUCUCUGAUGACACCAGGAUCGCCUUCACACCUCUUCAGACUCUACCUCGACUAAAAGACUAACAAAUUGUAGCACGUAAAUUGUACUUAUAACGCAACUUAUCUAUAGCAAAUUGUAAAUUGGCUUAUUUGAUGAAAUUGCACUUUGUUGUUUCUUGCUCUUCUGAGUUUGUAUCCCUGUGGUUGAAUGCACUUAUUGUAAGUCGCUUUGGAUAAAGCAUCAGCUAAAUGACAUGUAGAAAUAAUGUAUUUUGAUAUGAAUAAAGGAUGUUAAAUUAACCCAGAAAGUUGGAGGAUUAAAUAUGUUUUUUUACAAAUGAAAAUGUAAAAAGAUGUUUAAUAGAUCCAAAGAUACUUUUUUGAAACUUAACUGAAAGGUGAUUAUUUGCUUCUACUAUAUCUUAUCUACACACACACGUAUUGUUUCCCGAUAUAUUUCAUUCUAUUUCAGGGAGAAAAGCAUGUUGCAUGUGACCUAAGAAGCUUCCGGAUCAAAUAUUUUGUAUCUUUAAAUUCAUGAUAGUUUAAAGGUUAUGCAAUGUUUACCUACUGUACUGUUUACUGUACCUGCCCAGUAAGUAAGCGCAUACUAAAUUAAAAUACGUUUGAAAAAUCAGAACAAAUGCGUCAAUUUUACUAAAAAAUAUUAUUUGUUCAGAAAUGGGACUGUUGUAUUACAACUUCAUUUCCCACAAACCCACGCGGCGAAUAUAAAGACCUGACGUCACAUGGAGCCAGCUUCCGGUUAAGGAGAAAUGGAUACAUGACACAGUUGUUUGGAGGAAAAUCUUCUUCUCUACCACCGCAUUCGCACACGAAGCUACCGACGUGGGUUCUGAGAUCGUAACGGCCGACACGGGCCGCGAUGGAGGCGGUUCCCCGCAUGCCGAUGAUCUGGCUGGAUCUGAAGGAGGCUGGAGAGUUCCAGUUCAGCCCGGCCGUCAGGCAGUUCAUCUCGAAGAAUUAUGGAGAGAAUCCAGACAACUAUAAUGAGCAGCUGAAGAAACUGGAGACACUGCGGCAGAGUGCGGUAAAUGUGACCAGAGACUUCGAGGGAUGCAGCACGCUGAGGAAGUACUUCGGCCAGCUGCAUUACGUCCAGAGCCGAGUGCCCAUGGGAACGGGCCAGGAGGCCUCCGUACCCAUCUCAUGGACGGAGAUUUUCUCUGGAAAGACGGUCACCCACGACGACAUCAGCUACGAGCAGGCCUGCAUCCUCUACAAUCUGGGGGCCCUGCACUCCAUGUUGGGAGCCAUGGAUAACAGGGUAUCUGAGGAGGGGAUGAAGGUGUCGUGCACGCACUUCCAGUGCUCGGCCGGGGCGUUCUCCUACCUGAGAGACCAUUUCAGCCACAACUUCAGCGUGGACAUGAGCCACCAAAUCCUCAACCUCAACAUCAACCUCAUGCUGGGACAGGCUCAGGAGUGUCUUCUGGAGAAGUCCAUGUUGGACAACAGGAAGAGUUUUCUGGUCGCUCGCAUUAGUGCUCAGGUGGUGGAUUACUACAAAGAGGCCUGCAGGGCGCUGGAGAACUCUGAGACCGCGUCUAUGCUGGGAAAGAUUCAGAAAGACUGGAAGAAACUGGUCCAGAUGAAGAUCUACUACUUUGCUUCUAUCGCACAUCUUCACAUGGGGAAACAGGCCGAGGAGCAGCAGAAGUACGGCGAGCGUUUGGCGUACCUACAGAGCUCCCUGGACAAACUCACUGAAGCCAUCAAGCUGGCGAAGGGACAGCCCGACAGCGUGCAGGACGCCCUGAGAUUCACCAUGGACGUCAUCGGGGGAAAGUUUAAUUCAGCCAAAAAGGACAAUGACUUCAUCUAUCACGAGACGGUUCCUUCUCUGGAGACUCUGGCCUCGGUCAAAGGCGCCCCGCUGGUGAAAGCGCUGCCGGUGAACCCCACAGACCCCAGUGUUACUGGACCAGACCUGUUUGCCAAGUUGGUGCCGAUGGCCGCCCACGAAGCCUCUUCGCUGUACAGCGAGGAGAAGGCCAAGCUGCUGAGGGACAUAAUGACCAAGAUCGACAGCAAGAAUGAGACGCUGGAGCAGUUCAUGGACUCUCUGGGUCUGGAGCCCGAGUCGGUGGACAAUCUGGACAUGUACAGCCACAUCCCUCCGGUCCUGAUGGAGAAGUGUGCCGCUCUGAGUGUCCGACCCGACACCGUCAAGAGCCUCGUCCAGUCCAUGCAGGGGCUCUCGGGCGUCUUCACCGACGUGGAGUCUUCGCUGAGGGAGAUAAGAGACGUCCUGGAGGAGGACGAGGCAGGCAGGCGAGCCCUGCAGCAGGCGGGCGGCCCCCCUGCCGGCGACGUGCACCCCGCGGCUCAGGCCCAGGCUCUGGCUGAGAUCCGCAGGGACCUGGAGAAGUACAUGGAGGCGCACGAGAAAGCCAGUUUCACCAACACAGAGCUCCACCGGGCCAUGAACCUGCACAUCAGCAACCUGCGUCUGCUCGGGGGGCCUCUGGAAAGCCUGAAAGAGGCCCUGCCCCGGCCCCAGCUCAGCGAAGAUGAAGUGGCAGGCCUGCAGUGUAUGAAGCGGAUCCUGGGGAAAGUUCAGGAAAUGAGGGAACAGAGAAACUCUUUGGAGAAACAACUCCGCGACCUCAUCCAGCAAGAUGACAUCACCUCCACGCUGGUCACCACAGAAAGGGCCGACAUGAAGCGUACAUUUGAGGAGCAGCUGAAGAAGUACGAGCAGGUGAAGGUGUACAUCGAGCAGAACCUGGCGGCUCAGGAGAACAUCCUGAAGGCCCUGACGGAGGCCAACGUCCAGUACGCCUCGGUCCGUAAGGGCCUGAGCCAGACGGAGCAGCAGUGGAACGCCACCGUGCACGGACUGGUGGGCUCCUACGAGGCCUACGAGGACCUGAUGAAGAAGUCCCAAGAGGGGAAGGAGUUCUACGAUGACCUGGAGGCCAAAGCGUCACGGCUGCUGGAGAGAGCCAAGACCCUCUGCGAGACCAGGGCUGAGGACCGGAAGCCCGCCUUGGAAAAAGAGAGCCAGAAGAGGCCGCCAGCCCGACCCACAGCGGCCAAGCCCACCCUGAAGCCCAAGGCUUCGGAUAGCGACUCGGCCUGCUCCAGCCUGGAUGACCCGGAGUUGGCCCAGCUUAGUGCAGCCAUCUUGGCCCUGGGGGGUGACCUACCCGAAGAGCUGCGCAGCCUCCCCCCUGACAUGUCCUCUUUCCCCACCUCCGCGGCUCGUCUUCCGGGUGCUGAAGCCUUCCUCCCCUCGAUGCACAACCCGGGCGGCAGCAGCUCUCUGCCGUGGCCCGGUGCUCCGGCCGCCGGUCUCGCUCGCUUCCCCGCCCACCUGCCCCCCCCGGAGCUCCUGGCGCGGAUCGCUCAGUUUCCUUCUCACGGACCACUGCCACGGGGACCCCUCCCUCAGAUGACGGCGCAGAUGCUUCCGCAACUGCCAAACCAGGCAGCCGCGUCGGGUUAUCGGCCAGGCCACGCUCAAGCCCCCCACCCCGUCCUUGUAGCCCCGACCCCGGUCCGGCCCUCUACCGCCACCGUGGAUAGCAAUCAGGUCCCCCUCCCCAGCUACGCCCCUACACCGCAGCACCACGGUGUCCCCGCGGCUUCAACUGGCUACACUCUACCCCCACAGAUGGGCACCUACCCCCAGUUUAUGCCCCGGCCAGGAAUGCCCGUUCAAGGACCACCCCCCCAACCGCAGCUGCAGAAACAUCCAUACGCUCAGCCCAUGGGGCAUCCGCCGCCUCAGGGGUACCAGCCCGGGCCGGCGGCUAUUCCCGGCCCCCACCCUCAUCUCCAGGCCCAGCAGGGCUACCUUCAUGGAUAUAUGCCCCCCCAGCAUGCCCUUCCUCCCCAUUACCAGCAGGGGUUCCCGGGUCACGUGCAGCCACAUCAACACAACGGCUAUCAGCCGCAGCCUCCGCUCCCACAAGGCUACCAAACUCCACCGGGCUACGUCCCCCAGCAACACCCUCAGAUGAUGCCGGGCUCCAUGCAAAGACCACCUCAGCCUGCGCAUCCACACGCACCCCCAACCUCUCAGCCAGCACCUCCUGUGUCUCAGCCCUACCUGCCCCAUCCCCACCAACAGAUGCCCCAUGGACUCCCUCACCCACAGCAACAAAUACCAAUGCCCCACAGUGCCCAGCAGAUCCCGCCCCACCCGCAGAUGCAGAUACCAGGUGGUCCCAGGGCACAGAUGCCUGCCACGAGUCAGCCCCCAGUCUCGCAGACCUACAUGCCCCCUUCGAGUCAGCCCCUUCACCCCACCCUGCGGCCUCAGAUGCCUCCGGCCUCGCAAGCUCUCAUGGGCCCCGAAUCUCAGGUCUAUCUGCCCAGCGGCGCUAUGCCACAGAUGCCUCCCGGUGCACUACCCCAUCAACAUCACCCCCACCCCGGACAGCCUCCUUUACCAAACAUGCCCCAGCAGCCCAUGCAGAUGCCCGGCCAGCCCCAAACUCAGCCCCCUCAUUCUGGGGGAGUGUGCUACCCUGGAGGGGCUCCAAUGAUGCCUCAACAGCCUCUGGCUGUGCAGCCUGCAGCUCCUCUCCCCAUGACCCACCCGCAGCCCUCCACCAUGUAUCCUUCUGCUCCCGGAGCUCCACAGCAACCCGCCCCCAUGGGCCCACGCGGUGCACACGCACCCCCCACCCACCACAUGAUCCAACCUGCUGUUGUCGGUCCUCCAGCGGCUCAACAACCCACCGCUGUCCGUCCUCCCCCGUCGCCUUCACCCUCGCCAUCUCCCUCUCCAGGACCCACCUCUCUGAGUCUGAACUCCCAGCAGAGAACCACACCAGCCCCCACCCCAGCAGGCGCAGCUCCACCCACUCUUCCCACUCCCUCUGCCGUCUCUCCCUCCACAUCUCUGUUUCAGCGCCAGAACUCCAGCACCGAUGACCUCCUCUCUUCAAGCCCGGAGAGCCAACCAGGAGGCCCCAAGGCCCCCACCAACGUCCUCCAGCCCACCAAAGCCGACCCGCAGGAUGGGGAGCGCCGCAAGAAGAACUCCCAGGGCGUUCUGCUGAUCCAGGGCGACCCGUACCAGGCGCCGGAGCGCGUCACUCGCCUUCACGGCGAACUGGAGCGCUUCAGAGCGCAGGUGGAUUCUCUGGAGCACCCCACGGAGAAGGAGGGCGGCCUCUCGGUGCUGGACGCCCGCUGGAAAGAGCUGCAGGACCAGCAGGAGAAGGACGCGCGGCAGCUGUCCAUCGCCAUCGCCCGCUGCUACACCAUGAAGAACCGUCACCAGGACGUCAUGCCGUACGACCUCAACCGCGUGGUGCUGCAAUCGGGCAAAGACGACUACAUCAACUCCAGCUACGUGGAAGACUUGUCGCCGUACUGCCCGCGCCUUAUCGCCACGCAGGCGCCGCUCUCCGGCACGGCGGCCGACUUCUGGCUGAUGGUGUUUGAGCAGAAGGUGUCACUGAUAGUCAUGCUGGUCUCAGAGCAGGAGCUGGAAAAGGGAAAGGUCGUGCGCUACUUCCCGACGGAGCGCGGCCAGCAGGUCGCCCAGGGGCCGAUCACGCUCAGCCUCACCACGCAGAAGACGACGCCGACGCACGUGGAGCGCAUGAUCAGCCUGCAGUACCGCGACCAGAGCCUGAAGCGCACCGUCGUCCACCUGCAGUUCACCGCGUGGCCGGAGCUGGCUCUUCCUGACAGCAAGAGCAACCUGCUACGAUUCAUUCAGGAGGUUCACGGACACUACCUCCACCAGCGGCCCUUACACACACCUGUCGUGGUGCACUGCAGCUCUGGCGUGGGACGCACCGGCGUCUUCUGCCUGCUGUACGCCGCGCUGCAGGAGCUGGAGGCGGGAAACGGGAUCCCGGACCUUCCACUGCUGGUGAAGAAGAUGAGACAACAGAGGAAGAACAUGCUACAGGAGAAGCUCCACCUGAAGUUCUGCUAUGAGGCCGUGUUGAAGCACGCCGAGCAGGUCCUCCAGAGACACGGCAUCACCACGGCAACCUGCAGCAGGAACACCAGCUCUGCAGCCUCAAAGGUCUGGCUGCCUCAGAUCUCCAUUCAGCCUUACUCGAGACAGGAGUCUCAGCAGGACAUUGUCCUCGGUGGGGACAUGCCCAUCAGCUCCAUUCAAGCCACCAUCGCCAAGCUCAGCAUCCGGCCCCCCAGCGCCACGGACCCCGCCAUGGAGGCCCCCUACGGCCUCGAGGGGCAGGUCGGCGCCAUCCCGCCCGGCCUCGACUCCCUGGCUGACGUCCCGGCGCCCCUGGACCGCUUCCCCCCCACGCUCCCCCGGCCGCCCUCCUCCUUCAGCCCGCCGCUCGUCUCCCCGCCCAACUCUCCGCCGCCGCCCAACGGCCUCGACGCCGCCUCCCCCUCCACGCCCGGCUCCAGCCCGCCUCCCGCCUCCUCCGCCCCGGCGCCCUCGUCCCUGGAGCUGCUGGCCGCGCUGACGCCCGAGGCCUUCUCCAUGGAGGGAGGGGGCAAGGGCCGGCAGCGGGUGACCAAGCAGAGCUUCUUGGCGCCGACGGAGGGUCAGGGUCUCCACGGGACUCGAGGGGAGGAAGGCGGCGAGGACCCGCUCAGCAGCCUCGACCCGCUCUGGAGCCUCGGCAAGCGCUGAAGCCGUAAACACGCAUCUCUCACUUUACCCCCAUGCGUCAGAAGGCUUUCCAAUCCAAAACGCUGAGGCACGACAUAGUGAGACAUUUUAGCGGUGUUGAUUACCAAGACGUGCCUGGUGGCAGACGGUAGGGGUUCAGAUUAGGGGAGGGGGGGGGGGGGGGGGUUGUGAUUCCUGAGACACUGACGCACUUGCUUCUCCUUUCGUCACAUGUGGCUUCUGGGACCAGAUCGCUAUGCACUCGUCUGUUUUCCUUCAUUCCUUCUGUCGCUCUUUGCUGCUUUUCUUUGUAUUCUGGAUGUUCUGCACUCCCAGCGCUACACCGGGGGCCCAAAAAGUAAAAUCCCAGCAUGCACUCCACUUGGCCCCCCUUUUUCCACAGUAUGUGACGGUGUUCGGCCUCUCCUUUUGUGCGAUCGUUUUGUCGACUGGAGUAGCGGCUGCGUGGAGUGCAGGCAGGCCAGAGGAGCUGGGUGGAGCUGGGUUUUUUUUUUUAAGGACCCAAAACGCCUGUAGGCCUCAGUCGUCAUGGUAACACAAAGCAGCAUACAAAUCAGCACGUCCUAACCAAGUUGAUUACUUUUCUUCAUCUGUAACACUGUAAAUAUCUUAGAUAAAGUUGGACUCUUCCAAAAGUUCCUCUUUCACUAAUCGUUCAUUAUUGUAAAAAAAAAAGGUUAAAUAAAGUAGACAACACAACUGUUCACUCAUGUACUUCUACAAAGCAUUGUUUUUUAUCUGUGUUACAAACUAUUAAAUAAGUUAACGCCA